Elephantulus edwardii (Cape elephant shrew) is the source of this 270-nucleotide messenger RNA. It is a transcript of the gene OTOS, whose product is annotated as otospiralin. Bases 1 to 270 code for a protein of 89 amino acids. Lineage: Eukaryota; Metazoa; Chordata; Mammalia; Macroscelidea; Macroscelididae. Gene Ontology annotation, biological process: sensory perception of sound. The record is from RefSeq and is a predicted model, not a curated record. The transcript is spliced from 4 exons.
AUGAGGUCCCAUCUGCUCCCAGGGCUGGCCCUCUGCCUCCUGACCUUGCUCCUGACAGAGGCCAAGCCUGUGCAGGAGCCUGGUGAUCCCUACGCCGAGCUGCCGGCCAUGCCUUAUUGGCCCUUCUCCACCUCUGACUUCUGGAACUAUGUCCAGUACCUCCAAUCCAUGGGAGCGUACCCCCAGAUCGAGGACUUGGCCCGCACCUUCUUCGCACACUUCCCCCUGGGCACCACCUUGGGCUUCCAUGUCCCCUACCAGGACGACUGA